UCAGUCGAGAAACAGCGGAGCGGACGGUGGCUAUAAAGUUUUAAUAACUUCGCCAGCCUGUCGACACCCGUCCGAACAAGAGGCUCCACUGACGGCGUGUCUGUCCGGCUUCACCCCCCCCCCCCCCCUCCCCGGAGCUCGAUACUUUCUGAAACGUUCUCCGUUGUCAUGGCACCCCCCAAAAAAAGGGCGCUCCCCAAACCGCUCCCAGAGGGCUUCAUCCUGACCGACAGUGAGAAGAAGGACUGGAGGCUGGGGAAGAUGAUUGGUCAAGGGGGCUGCGGGCUCAUCUAUCUUGCCUCCAGCGACGUGGACAGACCCGUCGCCGCGGACACGAGCUUCGUCAUAAAAGUGGAGUUCAAGGAGAACGGCCCCCUGUUCUCGGAGCUCAAGUUCUACCAGAGGGCAGCCAAGCCGGAGAGCAUGGAGAAAUGGAGGCGAAGCAGGAAACUGGACUUCCUGGGAAUCCCGACGUACUGGGGAGCGGGACUCGCCGAGCACGACGGCCUCGGGUACCGUUUCAUGGUCAUGGACCGACUGGGCCGUGACCUUCAGAAGAUCUGCGAGCGCAGCGGAGGUCGCCUGAAGAAGGCCACCGCCCUCCAACUGGGUCGAGGACUGCUGGACGUGCUGGAGUACGUUCACGAGAACGAGUAUGUCCACGCCGACAUCAAAGCCGCCAACCUCAUGCUCGGCUGCAGGGACCCCGAACAGGUCUAUCUGGCAGACUACGGCUUGUCCUACAGAUACUGUCCAAAAGGAGUCCACAAGGAAUACAAGGAGAACCCCAAGAAGGGCCACAAUGGGACCAUCGAGUACACCAGCCUGGAUGCCCACAGGGGGGUCGCUCCGUCCAGACGUGGCGACCUCCAGAUGUUGGGCUUCUGUCUGCUCGGCUGGUCGUGUGGCGCUCUGCCCUGGGACCACCUGACCAGGAGCCCCGCGCAGGUCCAAGAGGCCAAGGCCCGGUCGACUGAUGGACGAUCUGCCCGACUCGGUCCAGCACCUGGCGGUGGGAGGAGCCAGCACAGGUAUUAUCUGGACCGUGAGACCUUCAGGUUCUUCCGGUUCUUCCUGCUGCGUGACUUGAGCGUCCCAGGACUGAGUCCUCUCCUCUUCCCUCGGCGCCCCGAACCGUCCGGCGGGGGUUCGGCCUCCUGGACGCUAACUUUCCUCUCCCUUGUGGCCCCGCCCCCAGACGAGGUGGCGGCGUUCCUCCUCUACGUGAAGACUCUGGACUACGAGGACGAGCCGAACUACCCGCAUCUCAGGCGGCUGCUGGCCGGCGGCGUCACGGGAAGACUCGACUUCUCCACGCCGCGGGAAACCUCAGGGGCGCCCGGCGCCCGGAGACGAGACCCCCCCACCGGGGAGAAGACGGCCAGAGGGUCCCCCGAAGCCAAGGCUGUGGCCACGGAGCCAGAUGAGGAGGAUGAAGAUGAAGAGGAGACGGGGAAGUCCAAACCGGUGCGCGCUCACCGCAGAAGAGGGCCGGUCCUCCCGAAACCGCCGACGCAACCGAAGGAAGAAGUCAGCAGGUCAUUGAGGCCGAGAGCUGCGGUGGCUUAUGGAGAAGAUGACAGUGAUCAAGAGGAGGAGGAAGAGGCUAGGCCCAAACCCAUCCCCGCAUGCUAUCUGAGAGGCCCUCCGAUUGGCCGCCCCGGAGCGCCGCCCAAACAGUUAAAACUAAACGCAGCGGCGGGAAAUCCGACGGCCUCGCCGAGACCUCGAAGAGACGGGACCGCCCCGCCGAGCCGACGCGGCCCCCCCCCCCGCAAUGAGGACAAGGACCACCUGUCGACUCCUCGUCGCUACGGCGAUGACCGCCUCCGCUGGGAGCACAGACAGGGCGGCUUGACCGGCCCGGGACAGGAAGUCGGCCCCUUAUGGAGCGGCGCUCCGGCGUCCUGGUUGGUCGUCGUGGCCGUCUUCCUUUUCCUGGCGGUUUGCCAAAGUGCACUCUUUUAAAAUCCCGCCUCAGGACUGCUGCGCCACCAUCUUUACCGUGAUGGGCUGGAAGGGAAGGAGAGAGAGAGAGAAUCCUCGCUUUCCACUCGGCUUAUUAAACAGAUUUCAAAUGUCUUUAAAAAAAAAAAUGAUGAC
Pseudoliparis swirei is the source of this 2103-nucleotide messenger RNA. Its product is annotated as serine/threonine-protein kinase VRK1-like. Lineage: Eukaryota; Metazoa; Chordata; Actinopteri; Perciformes; Liparidae. Gene Ontology annotation, cellular component: cytoplasm; nucleus. Gene Ontology annotation, molecular function: ATP binding; protein serine/threonine kinase activity. Gene Ontology annotation, biological process: peptidyl-serine phosphorylation; signal transduction. The transcript is spliced from 13 exons. The coding region runs from base 169 to 1968 and encodes 599 amino acids. The record is from RefSeq and is a predicted model, not a curated record.